This is a messenger RNA of Paramecium primaurelia, 844 nucleotides long. Lineage: Eukaryota; Ciliophora; Oligohymenophorea; Peniculida; Parameciidae. The record is from the annotation of a GenBank genome assembly.
AGAAGUUGCAGUAAAUUUGAUAUCUGGUGGUGAUAAAGGUGAUCUAAAUUUAUUAAUAGAUAUGAAUUACUUUUAUUAAUAGAGUCCUUUUGUACUUUUAACAGGUUCAACAUAGAAUUCUUAAAAUUAAUCUCUAUAAUUGCUUCUUCCUGAAAAUGGAAGAUUUUAAAUUAUGGUUGGAUUAUUUUAAGGCAUCAAUUAUGGUGUAUCACCUAUUCCCCAAUUUUUAAACAUAUUAUUAUAUGUAGACAUUCCUGAAAAAGAUCCAAGAUUUGUAUUAUUUGAUUUAGGUCCUUUUUGUAAUUGUACAUUAGAUAAAUAUCCUGGAUAAUCAUGCUAUUUUUUUAUUAUUAUCAAUAUACUUUAUAAGUUGUAACUCUUUUUAUAUCCCCUUCUUAUUUAGGGUUUAAGUAUAAGUUUUAGUUAUAAUUUGAACAUUUAUCAGGAAUUUUUUACACAAAUUCUUAUUAAUAUAUAGAUUUAUUAAGAUGAAGAUUUGGUUUGUUUAGACAAUUUUUUCCAUUACAAUGAUGUUUACCACAAUUACAUAAUGUACACAAACAUUAUCCUAAUUUAAUAAAAAUUAUCAAUUACCUCCAAGAUGAUCAAAAUAUUAUUAGUAUUUGUCAUCAUCUUGACUAUAUCGAUUUUUUUGAUGAUUCACUAAUUUCUCAAAAACCUUUUAUAAAUUUUCAUUAUACUUUUGAUUAAGUUUAAUUAAACCCUUUUGAUGAAUUAGAGUUUUUAUUAGAACUAGAUGAUCGUAUAAUUAUUUUUUAAGCAGGCAUAUUUUAUUAUUAAUAAUGGCAAUUCACUGAAAUUUAAAGAAUUUCUUGAAUUGUGA